UCCGUCAAAUGUCGCUUUUCUCAGACCGUCGACGACAUCUAUACAUCACGGUAUACCUUCUUCGUAGGGACAAAUUGAGCAUUUUUUUUUCUAAUGUGUGACGAUCGUUGUGUAAAGGACAGAGCAGUGUGGUGAAAACUGAGGUCGCGCUGUGUAAAAUAAUAUGGAUGACAACACCAAUGAUACGGCUGUUGGUUGUAUGCCAGCUAUGGCGACUGGUGCGAUGGACAGUGAAAAAGGCAAUGCCCCAAAGUUUUCGCGCAGGAAUCGUUUUCCAAACGGUCUUGUUGUUGACACAGCCCAAGCCGCUGCACUUCAACUGCAAGACCUCCAGCUGGAAAACCAAUCGUGUGAUCGCGAGGUGGAACAAGCGACGAAUGCAGGAUUCAGGUGUCGCACACCAUCUGGGAGCUGCCUGAAAAGCCCGUGUAAGACCCCACCAACCACCCCAUUUGAAAAGAAACACGUUCGAUUUGCAGACAACCUAGGAAAAAGGCUUAUUCAAGGCGUGCGAUUGAUAGAACGCAGUGAUUCAGCUUCUGACAUUCAAGUGCCUGAUUAUGUUUACGAGACACUAGGAAUGCAUCCGAAUGACCCCAUCCCGGUGACCAGCACAUUUUUACAUCCACUUUUUGAUCAGCCGUGCGCCGACUAUAUGGACUUCCAAAAUAGACUCCGCACCUACAAUGUUUGCUUGGAGAAUGCCGUAUCAUCGGAUUUGACGGUGCUGGGAACUGUCAGAGUGUGCAACCUUGGUUUUCACAAAACCGUCGAAGUGCGAUACACAAUGGACGAGUGGCGUUCAACUACAAAUAAAGCGGCCACUUAUGUGAAAGAUUCAUGCGAUGGCCCCACGGACAGGUUUACCUUCGGCCUCUCAGCUCCCCAUGACCUAGGAAUUGGCAAUCGUUUAGAAUUCGCUGUCUGUUUUAAAGUCGGUAGCAAUGAAUUCUGGGAUAAUAAUAAUGGAAAAAAUUACAUUUUUGAGUGCGAGCCCAAAGAGAAUGUUUUCGACUUGUAUUAG
This is a messenger RNA of Saccoglossus kowalevskii, 1024 nucleotides long. Its product is annotated as protein phosphatase 1 regulatory subunit 3B-like. Gene Ontology annotation, molecular function: protein phosphatase 1 binding; glycogen binding. The record is from RefSeq and is a predicted model, not a curated record. NCBI's taxonomy places the organism in Eukaryota, Metazoa, Hemichordata, Enteropneusta, Harrimaniidae. Gene Ontology annotation, cellular component: protein phosphatase type 1 complex. Gene Ontology annotation, biological process: regulation of glycogen biosynthetic process.